AUGCUUUUUCGAUUAGAAGCGACACAACUUUUGGUUAUUUUGUCUUUUUUCAGAUGAAAACUGCCUUUUCUUAACAAAAACGUCAUCAGAACACUAAAAAACGUUUUUUUUUAUUGGAACUGUCACAAAAUCUAAAGAAGAAAUCGCUCUCAACUUUUUUUUGAACUGUUUUCAUAUUGUUCUCGAAAAUAUCCAGUAUUUCUUAGGGAGGCGAAGUGCGUCGAGAUGGCAAAAGCUCACUCGCUCAUGUUAUUUUGGCUGGUCAAGGAGCUGAAGGCGCAAAUCCAAAAGGAGUUGCAGCUCAAACUGUGCUCCUAACGCAACUUGGUCAAUCUGCUUCAGUAAAGUAAGUGAUUCAAAAUAUGUAGCAAAGGGAAGUAUCGAACUCGAUCAUUUUUCGAUCAGCGGAAGAAUUCUUAAAGAGAAAGUUGUUCUUCUCCUCCGCAACAGUAGGAUUUAUUUCGAUUAAAAAGGGAUAAAAAAAACUUUUUGCAGAUUUCACGGGUAAUUCAAAUUAAAUUUCGAAAAAUACUCUAGAAGUUUUAAAUUUGCCUCUUUUCCCCCUAAGAUUUCUCAAAGGAAUAUCAUGCAUGAUCGUUUUCAAGGUUUCAAACGACGGCUGGUGGAGACUUGGGCCGUACCGUUUCCAACAAGGCUUCAGCCAGCGGAUUCCAAACGGUUUACGCCGAUGCCGGUCUUGCUGGCGUCUAUGUCGUCGGCGAGAGCAACAACAUCCGGGAAGCUGUCAAGAGCGCCGCUCAGGCUCUCAAAACGUUCAAAGUUGGCGACAUUGAAGGUAUGUUCACACAUGAAUUAAUCGCUCAUUCAUAUUACUGUUUCAAGUUGCCAAGAAGAAAGCGUUGAACAACGCUCUCCGAGCCAAAGCUCAUACCGAUAGCCGCUCGAUUGAGAGAGCCACUCAAGUGCUAACUGCCGGUGAAGGAUGCUAUAUCAAAGCUAUUUCUGAGGUGAUUUUUCUCGAACGUUCGGAAACCUUUGAUAAUUCAGUUGACGAACUAUUUUUUGAAAUAGGCUGUUUUUUUUUGAACAUCUCAACAAAAUCUGACCGGUAAUAAUUUGACUUCCAAUUGCAGGUUAAAACAAGCGAUGUUGAAGCGGCAGCCAAAAAAAUCGUGUCGAAGCUUUCGAUCGCCUCCUACGGCAAUGUUGAUAACGUUCCUUACCUUGACGAAUUGUAG
Messenger RNA from Caenorhabditis auriculariae, 1199 nucleotides. The record is from the annotation of a GenBank genome assembly. NCBI's taxonomy places the organism in Eukaryota, Metazoa, Nematoda, Chromadorea, Rhabditida, Rhabditidae.